Molecule: messenger RNA, 405 nt
Organism: Penicillium waksmanii
Lineage: Eukaryota; Fungi; Ascomycota; Eurotiomycetes; Eurotiales; Aspergillaceae
Exons: 1
Coding region: 1-405 (134 amino acids)
Source: RefSeq, a predicted model, not a curated record
AUGUCACCUCAAGCACCCCAAGACGACCGUUCUAGUGAAGCUGGUCCUGGGUGUCUGGCCUGCCGAUAUGCGCAACGCGCUCUGGUGGCGUUAUGCGACAACAUCUGGGCUCUGGAGAGACUGUGUGACUUCGAGGGAUACCAUCCUACAAUGUUUCCCGGGGCCAAAGCUACACCUGAUCCGAGAAAGACACACCCGAACCUGACUCUCAGGAUUUCCGACUGGAGGACGGCAGCGCGUCAGCCUUGCCGUCUCCAGACCUACUGUGACCGCGUGAGACUCGGUGAUUUUCCCUUGCUCGACAUAUUUUUGAUCGGCAAAGUACCCGAACUACAUAUAAAAGAUAUUGCCGGAUGGUUGGAAUGGGAGCAGGAAUUUGACUUCAAAAGCCUUGAAAACCUGUGA